UCUGGGACAAAUCUACGUUUAUAUACCGUAUGGAGAUCGCGGCAGCCAUCGUCGUUGAAAAUCAACGGGGGAGCUCCAAUGGCAGGUGGUCAGCCGGAGAGAGAGGACAAAGUAUCGUUGGAACUUACUGAAGAAAUUCUUCAAAGCAUGGAAGUUGGAAUGGCCUUUCGCGAUUAUAAUGGUAGAAUCAGCUCAAUGGAUUUCCAUAAGACAUCAAGUUAUCUGGUUACUGCUAGUGAUGAUGAAUCCAUUCGCCUGUAUGAUGUUGCUAGUGCAACAUGCCUUAAAACAAUCAACAGUAAGAAGUAUGGGGUGGACCUAGUUUGCUUUACCUCUCAUCCUACAACUGUUAUAUAUUCCUCGAAGAAUGGCUGGGAUGAAUCCCUGCGGCUUCUGUCGUUGCAUGAUAACAAAUAUUUGAGAUAUUUCAAGGGCCAUCAUGACAGGGUUGUUUCUCUUAGCCUCUGCUCUAGAAAAGAUUGCUUUAUUUCUGGUUCUCUGGACCGUACAGUUCUGCUUUGGGACCAAAGAGCAGAGAAAUGUCAGGGUCUUCUACGUGUUCAAGGGAGACCAGCUGCAGCUUAUGAUGAUCAAGGACUUGUUUUUUCCAUCGCCUUUGGAGGAUACAUAAGAAUGUUUGAUGCUCGCAAAUAUGAAAAGGGACCUUUUGACAUAUUUUCCCUUGGAGGAGAUACGUCAGAAGCUAAUGUACUGAAGUUUAGCAAUGACGGAAGACUUAUGCUUCUGACAACAACAAAUGGGCAUAUUCAUGUUCUUGACUCAUUCCGUGGCACCCUUUUAUCAACAUAUAAUGUCAAGCCAGUCUCAAGCAACUCUACACUGGAGGCAUCUUUCAGUCCAGAGGGGAUGUUUGUCAUAUCAGGUUCUGGGGAUGGCAGUGUUUAUGCUUGGAGCGUACGUAGCGGCAAUAAAGUUGCCAGUUGGAUGAGUACUGAGUCUGAACCACCUGUAAUAAAAUGGGCUCCUGGAAGCUUAAUGUUUGUCACUGGUUCUUCUGCGUUGUCCUUUUGGAUUCCGGACUUAUCUAAAUUAGCUGCAUAUGUUGGAAGAAAGUAGGAAGAUUUGAUGGUGCCCCUCUAAAGCAUUUUUUCCUGCGGCUGCAUGGGUGUAGACUGUUUCUUUCGGGUGUAGAGAUACUAGAGAUUAUCAUGGAAUGCCUCAACUUUUGCUCGAGUCACGGGAACAGCUGAGUAGAUCUGACCUUCUGGCAAUUGCUCUGUCUCUCAUGUGAGAAAGCGCUGGGAAUUUGGCAUGCUCUAGAUGAAAAUCCUUCUCGUAUGCUGCUUCCUCGUGUUGGACAUAUAGCACAAUGUAUGUCAGCAUUGUCACAGCAUCCUAUUGGAGUAUCAAAAUAUCAGGAUCAAUCCACAAGCCAUUAACUGGCCUAUGGUGGUUUCUUGCAAGGUGGUGAUGCACAUUAUUAAAUAUCGUCCUUGAGUAGUGUUGACGGCACUAUGGUAUCAUUUCGCAGCUCUGCCUGGGGACACCAUUAGACGACCAGACCAGUAGCCUGAACAUAAGAUGGAGGAAAGCCGGAAACCCAUUCCUUGGUAACAAAAGCUACUUAAAGAAUAUUUUGCAACAAAAGUUACUAGUUUUGGAAUUUUAAUUUCUUUCUCAUAUAAUGUUCCAUUAUUUUGUCAAUAUUUCAAGAUAUCAUAUUUGUGGGACUCAUUUUCCAUCGAAAGGAUAGCACCGUGUGUGUGUGUGUGUGUAAUACUUCUUAAGCUAUAAUAUGUGCCAUCUAUGAAUGUGUUUAUAAGCUUAUUUUUGUUUA
Molecule: messenger RNA, 1798 nt
Organism: Andrographis paniculata
Lineage: Eukaryota; Viridiplantae; Streptophyta; Magnoliopsida; Lamiales; Acanthaceae
Product: protein ANTHESIS POMOTING FACTOR 1
Exons: 12
Coding region: 79-1077 (332 amino acids)
Cellular component (GO): Set1C/COMPASS complex
Molecular function (GO): chromatin binding; protein binding
Source: RefSeq, a predicted model, not a curated record